Molecule: messenger RNA, 1905 nt
Organism: Akanthomyces muscarius
Lineage: Eukaryota; Fungi; Ascomycota; Sordariomycetes; Hypocreales; Cordycipitaceae
Exons: 3
Coding region: 1-1905 (634 amino acids)
Source: RefSeq, a predicted model, not a curated record
AUGAGCGGCACUAGCCCCUUCAGCGGCAACCAGGCAGGCCGUGGCUACCAGGAUGGUCGUGACCGUGGCAGCGGUCGCAACCACCGUGGUGGCUACAUGGGCCGCAAUUACGCCCGAUCUUCGGGCCUCGAGGAGCAGCAACCUGGCUCCAGCCGCAACGAUGCUGUCGCCAGGCAGCCUGCCCGUAGCAGUCACUGGGAGCCGAUGAAUGCUCCUGCCCCGACCAUGACCGGCAGGGCGCUUACAGUCGUGCAAAGUGCGGACCAACCAGGACAGGAGCUCGUGCGACAGCUGGGCGAUCGCCAGGGGACCGUCAUGCAGAAGCUUGCAUUCUACGACAACAUAGGGUUGGACAUUAACAGGGAGAUCAUGGACAGUAACAUGGGGAGACGCCAGAUUGGUCUCCUCCCCCCGGCCUCCACUGUGCCCGGUUCUACACAGAGGCAGCGACAGCAGCAGGGUGUCGAUGGCUUUGCACCGCUCCAGUCGCUGGUGCAACAGCAGCAGCAGCAGCAGCCGCCGCCUGAACGGUCUGCCAACCCUUUUGGAACGACGCAGCGAGGCCAAGUGGACGAAACUUUGGCACGUGAAGCUUCUCGCGCGUGGGACGAGCGGCAGCGCGGCAGAGAACGACCACGCCCGGCUCGCGACAACACCCCAUCGUCUGGCAGAGGAAUCAAUUCCUCUACGCCGACAUCUGGCAACAGCAAGGCCCCCAGGGCAGGGUCGAACCACUAUGGCGGCAUAACGAAAACGAAAGCCUCUGCCCCUGCCCCCACCCCCGCCCCAGCGAGAGCUCCGAUGCAGCGUGGGUGUGGCAACUGCGGCCAUGUCGGCCAUACGGUAUCCAAUUGCUGUCAUCCCUGGGCCGAUGGCUUUGUUCACGGCUGUCCGAUAUGCAAUGGCUCGGAUCAUCACACGCCGGAAGGCUGCAGGUCUGCGUGGUCGACCAACCCAGCCAAAGUCUUUCAAAGGGCCGUCACUUGGCGCGCCAACAAACCUCCCCUGCUGGCUUUUCGAAAUUGGGCAAGUUCUGUCCAGAUGCGUGGCGGACGCCUGACCACACCGCCGCCAUGGACUCCAUACAUGGUACAGGCACUGGUCGCCCAAGGCAGAAGCUCAAGCCGAAUGCCCUGGCUCCAUCACAAUUAUCUCAUCGACAGCAGGAGCACCUUGCCGGUAGAUGCAGAAGCAGCAAGACUCCUGUCGGCGGAUGCUCGGCUCGGUGAUCUCGCCCGGAUGCUGUCCGAGGUCCCCGUCCUGGCAGCCGGUAGUCCUUGGGAUGGCCGCUCAGCUCUGCCACCUGUGCCCUCUGUCCCCGGUCUCACCGUGGACACAGGCAUCGAGAAAUCCAGUCAGAUCGAGGCUGUGAAGAAAGAGAGCUCUUCCAGGGACGGCACUGAAAUUGGCGAUACCGAUAACAAAAAUGGGCUUGUAGAAGGUAAAGUCCCAGACGACAGCCAGCCGCCCACCGAGGAGCAGUCGGCUGAGACAGGGGACACUGCUCCUGCUGCUCCGCCGCCUGUUCCCCAAGCGGUUACGACAAGCUCUGCAGUGGAGGAGGAUGAAUCGGGUGACAGUGGCCUUUAUGAGCUAGACAAGGAUAUCGUUGGACUCUCGGACGAGUCUCCCGAGGAAGUCGCUCGAAAGGCGAAGCUCCAGCGGCUCGAGACCGAGGUUGCCCUGGCCAACGCCGCCUACAGGGCCGCGAUCCUUCACAAUUUCGACCACAUUGAUGAUGAUAACGCCUUGAAGGAGGUGCAGCUGACGGCUGGGAAAGUAAAGGAGAAGCGCCAGGAGCUUAAAGUGUUCCAGGCAAGCAUUGCUGGAAAGCAGGAUGUGUUGCAACUUGCAAGAACUGUUCAGACGGCGACAUUUUUUUGGACGAGAAGGGAAAAGGCCUAG